This is a messenger RNA of Vicia villosa (hairy vetch), 5057 nucleotides long. RefSeq names its product disease resistance protein RPP13-like. Bases 220 to 4737 code for a protein of 1505 amino acids. The record is from RefSeq and is a predicted model, not a curated record. The transcript has 2 exons. Gene Ontology annotation, molecular function: ADP binding. Lineage: Eukaryota; Viridiplantae; Streptophyta; Magnoliopsida; Fabales; Fabaceae. Gene Ontology annotation, biological process: defense response to other organism.
AGACAAAAUAUGUCCAUUUGAUAUUAGUCAAUAAUACAGACCUAUCACAGACAAAUAUCUUCAUCUUCUUCUUCCAAACUUUUGAUCUCUAAAGUUUAAAAUAUCUCUUAUCUUGCUCCUAUUACAACCGAAUCCAAAGAAAGCAAGUUAGAAUUGAAAAGCAAGAGUGAAAAAACUCAAAUAAUAGAGUUUGUAUCUCCAUCAUUAUAUUACUUGAGCAUGGAUGGCAUGGAAAUGACAAUGGCGCCGGGGCUGUCAGUUGUUGCAAAUAGUCUAUCCAAAAUCCUGAUAGAAGAGUACACAUUAUUGGGCAGCGGGACAAUGAGGCGCUUAGAAUGGAUUGAAAGAGAGCUGAGGUCAAUGCAUGGAUUGUUGGAACGGGUUGGGCAGCGCAGGUACGGCGAACAGGAACAAGAGUUGAAUGAGUGGGAAGAGAAAUUGAAUGAAGUUGCCCGUGAUGCAGAGGACGUCAUAGAAACUUUUGUGAUAAAAUCAGUCAAGCGGAGGAGGUGGGGGUUUCUGUAUUGGAUAGACAAACACAAGGUUGGGAAAGAACUGGAGAAGAUCCGCAAAAGGAUGAGAGACAUCUCUCAGUCUGGAAUGAACUUAAAUACAAAUAUUGUCAGUGUCUCUAUUGAAACAACUCCAGGAGGAGGAGAAGCAUCAUCAUCAUCGUCCACCACCACAACCACCACAGUAGUAGUGGCUAUGGAGAAACUGGAUCACAUUCUCAAUCAAACUAUUAUAGUUACCGCUGAAGAGAUGACGGAGAUGGUGGAGCGAGUAAAAGAUGAAUUUGUGUACCUGCAAAAUAAUAUAGUGUCGUCUAAUUUGUAUUGGUCAAGAAGUGAAAGAGGAAAUACGUGGUUGGAAGAGGUGAAGAAACUGUGCAAUUAUACUGAAAGUGUUGUGGGUAAUUUCAUCCUUGUCAAGGAAAGACGGGCUAAAAUGGGUAGGCUUAAGAAGGUCCUUUAUCUAUUAGCCGAUUAUGCUUCUGAAAAUGAAUUUAAGACGCAGCUGAAGUCUAUCAGGACUAGAAUAGGAGAUGCAAUGCACAGAAGUUUGACGUAUGAAGUUGGAGGACAAUUAGUCAUGGGAGUGGGAUUAAAAAGAACAACUCCCGUACCAGACUUGUCACAAGAAAGCUUGAUAAUUCUCUUCAUCUUGUUCCUUAUUGUUACUAUUCUUCUCCACUUCAGGCCAGGCUCCUUCUUGUUACUAAUCUUUCUCGUUUUCAUAAUGGUCGUUUUCAUAAUGGUCGAUGAAAGAGGAAAAACAUCAAAACGUAAGUCCAAGUCCAGUCUGAAGAAGCUGAAGAAACGGAAGGGAAGGGAAAUAAUAAGAUGCUUUACGCGCUUCUUGUUUUUCAGUGUUAUUUAUAUACCGAUUAUCCUCCUGGGUGAGAGUUACCCCGUCCUUGUAGCGCUCCUUUUAAUCUUGGGUUAUUCACUUAUUGAAGUUAUUGCAUGGAGUGUGAAUCUGCAGACAUCUAUAGACAAGAAUUUGAAAUAUACACAAAAAUAUUUUUCCACUAUAAUUUAUUUACCCAUUUCCCACCUGUUUCUGCUUCACCCUGUCCUGGCAACGUUCCUUUUCAUGUUGAGUUAUUUACUUAUUGAAGUUAUUGCGUGGAGUAGGAGUUUACGGAGGUCUAUGGACAAGAAUUUGAAGUGUGCGGAAAGAUAUUUAGCUCUAAUGCGUGCGUUUUUAAGUGAUACAACUGAGAGUGCAGAAGGCCUAAAUAAAAUGCCGAGUGUGUGGGUGGGUCAACUGGGGGUCGUGUCUCAAAAUGGUCAAUCUCUUAUUGAUGCUUAUCAAAAAGGUAAGGGUGGUUGUUUGAGCAGAAUUAAGUUUUCCAAGGACAUCAACUGUUUGUUGAAAGAGAUUCUUGAUAUAUCAGAUAGGAAGUCCAUUUAUGGCAUUGCAAAUAUUCAAAAAACGCAACAAGAGCUUCUACCUUUAUUAACCCCAAUUAGCAGCAUUCAAGAAAGAGACAUUGAGAAUGAAAUCAUUGCUGAACAUGAUGAAAGUUCCGAUGGUACACCAGCAGAAGCUGCCUCCUCCACGUAUCAGCCUGUCAUGGGGCUCAAAAAGAAGGUCCAAUUAAUCAGAGGGGAAAAGGAAUUGAUGGACGCAUUGCUUCUGGAUGCAAAUGAAAUGGGAGAACUAGAUGGAAGAUCCAGAAUCUGGGUGGAGCAAAUUAGAGUUAUUUCCCUUGAAGCUCUAUCUGUCCUUAACAAAUAUGACGGCACAUUGAAUCAUAAGCCAAUUCUCAUCUACAUUCUUAAGUACUGGACCCGACGUCUUGUUAAUAAGAAGAUAGAUGGUAUGAGAAACAAAAUUGAAGAUGCUUCUAGGAGAAGAAAAGCAUAUGGUUUAGUGCAAAUUCAAAGCCGAGUCGUACCCAAGGUUAAAAUAUUACGUGCAAGGAUGCAAUCGUCUCUCGCUGCCAAGGAAUCUAGUGUGGUUGGAUUUGAUGAUGACGUGGAAGUUCUGAUGGCUGAGUUACUGUCGGAAGAGAAAUGUCGAUGCAUUACUUGGAUUGUUGGAAUCGGAGGCACAGGUAAGACAACACUAGCCAAGUUGAUAUUUGAAGACAACACUGUUGUAGAUCAUUUUCAGCGUCGCGUAUGGGUGUCACUGCCUUCAAAUUGUACGGCAGACCAGUUUGUUGCAGAAAUUGGCAAGGAAGCCGCCGAGAAAACUAGCGUAGAAGAAGAAAACAUGUCCACUGAUUAUUUACUCACAGCCUUGGCACGUACAAAGUACCUCAUAGUUGUUGACUGCAUAAAAGAAACAUCCAAAGUAUACUUGGAUACCUUGAACAGGGCCAUACCCGAUAUGUCAACAGGAAGCAGAGUUCUUUUUACCACUCGCAAUGCAAAUGUAGCCCAACAUGCACCAGGUACAAUAUUUGUUCAUCCACUACAGUUAUUAGAUGACGAAACUAGUUGGCUGUUGUUCACAAGAUGUUUGAAGGUUGACAUUUCCCUAGAGUCACAAACAGAACUUAUCAAGAUUGGAAAACAAAUUAGGAUGAAAUGCGGGGGGCUGCCAUCACAAAUAUUGAAAAUGAGUGAUUUGCUUUCACAUAAGGAUGUUACAGGUGAGGAAUGGCUAAGCGUGCUCGGAGGGCAGCAGCUCAAUGAAAAUCAAAUACAAACUUGGUCUGAAACGCUUGACACAAUUAAUACAAACUUACCUUAUUAUCUGAGAAGAUGCCUAUUUUACUUUGUGCUAUUCCCUGCUGAAUUUGGGAUCCCUGUCAGAAGGUUGGUUGUUUUGUGGGUUGCCGAGAGUCUGAUUCAUCAAGCAGAAGAUGACGAAGUGCCUCCGGAGCUCGUUGCAGAAAGGUACUUGACAGAGUUGAUAGAUCGGAACAUGGUCCAAGUAGCCAAGAGAAAGUGCAAUGGAAAGGUGAAAACAUGUCGUCUCCCUAGUGCUUUGCGGCAACUCUGGUUGUCAAAGGCUAACGAGUCCAAAUUUCUACAAGGUCGCCGAUCUGUCAGGGAUUCUAGUGCAGACCCAAAAAAGUCCAUUAUUCGCCGGGUUGCAGAUCAUCUUGAUAAAGAUGAUAUCUGGAACGAUCACAUUCAUGGUGACAGUACUGAUUCAACAUCCUUUCAAAGCUAUUACAAGGACGUUCUCUCCUUUCAUUCCUUUGAUACUCAAGAGGGAAGUAAACCUGGAAAACAAGUAGGUAACUUUCUCAAGGGAUGUAUUUCAAGUGAUUGCUUCUUACUCCUUCUGGUGCUUGAUCUUGAACGCGUUUACAAACCCAACUUGCCUAAGCACAUAUCAAGACUUACCCGGCUAAGGUAUCUUGGCUUGAGAUGGACCUACUUAGAGUCACUUCCAUCAUCUAUAAGCAAGUUGUUGAAGCUGCAAACACUUGAUCUCAAACAUACUUACAUACAUACUCUACCUGCCUCAAUCUGGAAGAUGGAACUCAGACACUUGUUCUUGAGUGAGACUUACCGCACCAGAUUUCCACCUCAACCUAAAGGUAAUUCUCUAUCUGACCUCCAAACAUUGUGGGGACUGUUUGUGGAUGAGGAGACUCCGGUGAAGGGUGGCUUGGACAAAUUGGUCAAUAUCACAAAGUUGGGAUUAUCAUGCCAAUCAAUGUUACUAAACCAAGAGGCAAUGAUAGGUCAACUUGAGACCGUAUCUGACUGGAUUACAAAAUUAAAAUAUCUUCAAUCGCUAAGACUGAAAUCUAGAGAUGAAAAUGGUCGACCUUGGACUUUACACUUGAAAUCCUUCGAAAAUAAUGCAUAUCUCACCGACAUGUAUUUGCUGGGAAGCUUGAGCAGUUCAUCUAUUGUGUCCCAAUUUCCACUAAGCCUCGUUGAACUUACCCUAUCACAUUCAAAACUAGAGGAUGAUCCCUUGAUACUUUUGAAAGAUUUUCCAAAUCUUCAUACAUUGUCUUUACUAGCAGAUUCAUACACGGGGACAACUAUGGUAUGCGAAUCUCAUAGCUUUCCUCAGCUUCAUAUAUUAAAUAUUUGGAAGCUGGAGCAAUUAGAGGAAUGGAAGAUAGAGGCAGAAGCAUUCCCUUGUCUCAGACAACUAGAAAUCAGAUCCUGUUGCCAUCUGAAAAUGCUUCCUGAUGAACUAAAGCAUAUCAGCACUCUGCGUGAGUUGAAGUUAACAAACAUGCCAAGUGAAAUCAAUACUGAGACGUGUACCUUCCCACACAAUUGUCAAGUUGUCCAAACUCAUUUUCAGUAGAAUAUAUCUCCCCCACUGCACAGCACGUGAGCAUUUGGAAUUUAUCUACUGUGGGUUGUUCUGAAGGAAGGAUUGCAUAUCAACAAACUUUGUCAACUUAGUUGCUUACCGUGCAAAUGGAACUACUACUCGCAUGUCGUUGUUGAAGAAGAAAGGAUGGUGAACUGAUAGCGAGUUUUAUUUUUUAUUUGAAGCAUAUGUAUGUUUUAUAUAUAUGAAGUUUAAGUUUGUUUGUAGAAUUGUUUUCUAUGUAUGGUUUGUAUUUUGGCAGUGUUGUGUGGUCCUAAUGUUGUGAAAAUACUUAUAAAUAUGUUUUUAGU